AUGCUAGUGGGGAUGUCUCCGGACUUUCGUAGCACAAGACAUUGGCUCUUGACGAUUUGUAGUUACUCGGUGAAUUGUUCGCUCGGCCAACGUCUGCUCAUGUGUAAGGCUGUUGCUCGGUACAAUCCGCUGAAUCCUUCGCAAGAUCAGAUGAUCACGGUCAUGGCCAUCGCGAGUAGCGCUGCAGUUGUCGGUGAUUUGGUCGCUGGUCAAUUUGCUCAAACUAUGCCUGCGGGAGAUUCUCACACUCCUGCCAAUACAACCGGCCACUACAUGGAUUUUCACACCAGACCGCAAGCUAAGCCCGAGGCGAUCGUUUCCGGCCCCAAUCAUCGCUUUACCAUCCUGAGCGACCGCCUGAUCCGAUAUGAAUGGGCCCACGAUGGCCAGUUCGAGGACAGAGCGUCCACAUUUGCAAUAAAUCGCCAAUUCGAAAUUCCGGAUUUCAGCGUCGUCGAUGGCGAACUAGAGCUUGAGAUCAUCACCGAUCAUUUCCACUUGAUUUACGACAAGAAGCGCUUUUCGCCCGCCGGAUUCGUCGUCAACUUCGGCUUUCGACACACGCUUUGGGGCGCGCCGUGGAGAUAUGGAGAAGUUGAAGAGUUGAAUCUUGGUGGAACAGCCCGCACGUUGGACUUGUGCGAUGGACGCUGCGACAUGGGACCGGGCGUGAUCUCCAAAGCAGGAUAUGCCUCACUCGACGACUCGAGCUCGAUGUUGUUUGAUGGAGGAUUCGUGGCUGGUAGACGACCUGGAGAUCGAGUGGACGGCUAUCUUUUCUGUUACGGUCAUGACUACAAAGCCGCGAUCAAGGCUUUCUAUGAGCUGUCUGGAAAACAGCCCAAGCUACCUCGAUACUCACUUGGCAACUGGUGGAGCAGAUACUAUGCCUACCAUCAAGACGAAUACAUCCAGCUGAUGGAUGAAUUUCGAACCCGCGACAUACCACUGUCUGUUGCAGUCGUGGACAUGGACUGGCAUCUCGUAUCUGACAAGCGAGUACCUCACUCGGGUUGGGGAGGCUACACUUGGGACGACAAGUUGUUUCCAGACCCGAAGAGAUUUCGCCGAGCUUUGCAUGAACGUAAUCUCAAGGUAACUCUAAAUGACCAUCCACAUAACGGGGUGCAUUCCCACGAAGACAGCUAUGAGGAAAUGGCUCUGGCCCUCGACAUCGACACGCGCGACAGAAAGCCCAUCUUGUUCGACCCUGCCAAUGCCGCAUUCAUGAAAGCGUAUCUCGAGAUAUUACAUCGCAACAUCGAAAAAGUGGCCUGUGACUUUUGGUGGAUAGACUGGCAACAGGGUUCUUAUUCCAAACUCCCCGGACUGGACCCUCUAUGGCUUUUGAACCAUUUCCACUAUCUCGACAAUGGACGUGAUAAGGAAACCAUUCCGCUGAUAUUUUCGCGCUACGCUGGACCUGGCAGUCAUCGCUACCCAGUGGGCUUCUCGGGAGACACGGUUGUGACUUGGGCGUCGCUGGCAUUUCAACCCGAAUUUACUGCUACGGCCAGUAACGUCGGCUAUGGCUGGUGGAGCCACGACAUCGGCGGCCACAUCUUUGGAGGUCGUGACGAUGAGCUCGUGACGCGUUGGGUGCAGCUGGGUGUCUUCUCCCCGAUAUUCCGCCUGCAUUCUUCAGAUUCCAAGUGGAACUCGAAAGAGCCAUGGUUGUAUCGCUCCGAAUGUGGCAAAGUGAUGUCGGAGUUCAUGAGACUCAGACAUCGUAUGGUGCCGUUCCUAUACACGCAAAACGUGUUGGGUUCCGAGCAAGACGAACCUCUGGUGCAGCCCAUGUACUGGAGCCAUCCCGACAUGGAAGCCGCCUAUGAGUUCCAAAAUCAGUAUACGUUUGGCCCUUCGCUGCUCGUCGCACCGAUCGUGCAGCCCAGAAACCCCGUGACGAAUCUCGCAGCGGUAAAAGCUUGGUUACCUCCAGGAAAACGCUACGUCGAUGUCUUUACAGGCACUGUUUACGAUGGUGAUCGCGAAAUCGUCUUCUACAGACGACUGAGCGAAUAUCCCGUUCUGGCGCCCGAGGGAUCAAUCACCGUUCUGGACGAAGCGGCCGCUCCUGCAAACGGCUGUGCGGACCCAGACGCCUUCGAAGCCAUCGUGGUUGUCGGCCAGGAUGCCAAGAGCAGCAACAUCGAAAGCGUGGCCGACGACGACGACACCAACACCCGCUUUUCGAGCUCGUCGACGACUUGUCAGAGGGAAACCGUCAUCAGAUUCGACCAAGCCACGGGAACACUCAUCGCCGAACUCAACGACGCACGCUCUUGGAACUUUACAUUCUUGUCUCUGGACUCUAUCCCAUCUGAUUUACGCAUCAGUGACGACGGGGUCGAUAUCACUUCAACGGCCACAGUCACACUGGAACCUCUCUUCGAAUCACAAACGCAAAGUCUACGCAUCUCCUGCAGUUUCCCUACCUCUACUCCUGCAAAGCACAACCUUACUAUAACCCUCGGCCCUGACCCGCAACUUGGCGUUGUCGACCCACAACCCAGGUUGGAGCAAAUGAUCAUGGACUUUCAAAUUGAUUUCGCCAUCAAGGAUCGUCUGUGGGAUGCCAUCAAGAAGAUGAGGGAGAAGGGGUUAAGUUCUUGUCUUGGGACAUUGAUGGCGUUUGGAUUGAAGGAGGGUAUCGUAGAGCCUGUUCUUGAGAUGCUGGUCGCCGAUCGAAGGUUGUUCCUCUCUGCAUAA
Messenger RNA from Aureobasidium pullulans EXF-150, 2712 nucleotides. RefSeq names its product putative alpha-xylosidase. The transcript has 3 exons. Gene Ontology annotation, biological process: carbohydrate metabolic process; N-glycan processing. The coding region runs from base 1 to 2712 and encodes 903 amino acids. The record is from RefSeq and is a predicted model, not a curated record. NCBI's taxonomy places the organism in Eukaryota, Fungi, Ascomycota, Dothideomycetes, Dothideales, Saccotheciaceae. Gene Ontology annotation, molecular function: alpha-glucosidase activity.